GACAUCCCCAUGCUAUCACCCAUGUACCAAACUUAUGGCUGUGAGGUGUUUCACUCAGUGAUUGUGCACUUUGCUCCAAAGUCAACGCAUUAUUCUUACAAGGGAAUGAUAGGAAGACUCCUUCUUGCUGCACUUCAUUACAACGAGAACUCAGACAAAGGUCAAGCUGUAACAAAAGAAGGCAUUGCACGGUGGUCAGUAGCUCAUCCAAAGAUGAAGAAAGGGACAGUGGCCAUAGCAAAACCCAUCAAGAACAAGCCCACAUAUGUGUAUGCUGCCAGGUUGAUGGAGGAAGUUGUUCAAAGGCGUCUUGAAUUUCCAAGCUACCCUGUCGCCAGGAAUGAAGCAGAAAAUCUGUUACCAGAAGCUCCACCAGCUCUCAACAGUGGCUAUGAGGCUUACGAAAAGUCUGUUUUGGUGAAGAGCCGGAAAUCACGAUUCCAGGAUCAAAGAAUUCGGAAGUAAUUACUUGGAACUUAGAAAACAAGAUUCUGAUACAUAAAUACUGUAACAGAGAACAAGUGAUAUAUUCAUGUCAGUAAGAUAUAAGUUAUUAUGCACUUUUUUGAUCCUUUAUAAUUCUGUACAAAAUAUUACAAAGUCUUCAAAGUCUUUAUGGCCUUGCAUACUUGAACCCGGUGUACUCCUCAGAUGGAAAUGUGUCCUAUUUUAUAAACAACACAGGAGGGAACAACCAUUCUCUUUUUUCUUCCUAAAAUGUGGUGGAUCCAUCUUGUGAAGGACCGAUAGGCUAUGUAACCAUAUAACCUGAAACAAAUGUUUGAAAGAAUAUUUUAGUGAGGAAUGUAUAAAGA
Messenger RNA from Lingula anatina, 815 nucleotides. RefSeq lists its product as uncharacterized. NCBI's taxonomy places the organism in Eukaryota, Metazoa, Brachiopoda, Lingulata, Lingulida, Lingulidae. The record is from RefSeq and is a predicted model, not a curated record.